UGGCAGCAGAUCUCAUUAGAAGUCUGACAGUUGGGGAAACAGCAGUCAGAUCACAGACCUGAAGAUAAGUAUGAAGCUUAACAUCGCUUUGAGUGUUGCUGGAACCAUCCUUCUCUUCAUAGCAGCUUCCCUCUGCCAGUUAGAUGUAUGUGGUCAAACCCCCCUCAACACAAGGAUUAUUGGAGGGGAGGAUGCACAGGCAGGGGCUUGGCCAUGGCAAGUCAGCAUUCAUGUUGAAGACAAUUUCGGUUCUUACCAUUCCUGUGGUGGGUCUCUAAUCAAUAAAGACUGGGUUUUAUCUGCAGCUCACUGCUUCAAGAGGAAUGACCCUUCUAACAUUGUGAUGUACUUUGGGCGUCGAAGCAAAUCGGGCCCAAACCCCAAUGAGAUAUCCAGGAAAGCGAGUCAAAUGAUCAAACAUCCUAACUACGACAGUUCUACAUUUGACUUUGACAUAGCACUCGUCCAGCUCUCCUCCUCUGUUGAUUUCACAAAUUAUGUUAGGCCAGUCUGUCUGGCAGCUGCUGGUAGUGUGUUUGCUGGAGGUACAGAGACCUGGGUCACUGGAUUUGGUAGACUGCAGACCGGAGGUACGGCUGCUGACACACUGCAGGAGGUGAUGAUACCAAUUGUGAACCACAUCGACUGUAAUAAGGCUUAUAGUGGAUCUAUCACAAGCAAUAUGAUUUGUGCUGGAUUGCUAAAUGUGGGAGGGAAAAGUUCAUGUAAUGGAGACUCUGGAGGUCCAGCUGUCAAUACGAACGGCUCCCUGUGGAUUCAGUCUGGUAUUGUGAAUUUUGGUUCAGAACGAUGUGAUGACCCUAAACAUCCCAGUGUGUUCGCCAGGGUGUCUCAGUACCAGGAUUGGAUCAAGUCCUUUACGGGCAACAACCCACCUGGAUUUGUUCAAUUCCCCUCCAAUGGAUUCACAAGUUCACUCAGUCCCCUUUUAUUAUCAAUUUCUCUCACAUUUUCCAUCAUUCCUUUCACAAUCUCCUUAUGUCGUUCUUCAUAAAGAUAGUUUGAAAUAAAAAUUUACCUUUUACAGCAAAUUGCAGUUAAAUAUUUUCUUUUUUUAGAUUCAGGAUGAUAGCAUAACUAAAUAUAAACAAACAAUCAACAGUAGCCUAUUGGAAGUUGAUAUUUACUUUUUUUUACAUUUAAUCAUUUAGCAGAUGCUUUUAUCCGAAGUGACUUACAAAGAGUUUAGGGAGCAAUAAGAGAUUUGUCAUACAUGAACAAUAAUACAAUAGGUGCCAAUACAAUGUUACUAGUUUCAACUAAAGCUAGACCACUACCUGUUUAACGGAAUGUUUUUUUUUGUCUAUCAAGUAUUCACAGAAGAGAACGGUUAUAAUUAUUUUUUUAAUGUUGUGAGAGAUAAGUAUUAUUAUUAUUAAUAUUAUUAUAUGGCUGAUAAACGAUAUGCGUAACCGAUAUAUGGUCUGAAGCUCUCAAUGUCAUCAGUGAUACUG
Molecule: messenger RNA, 1475 nt
Organism: Triplophysa dalaica
Lineage: Eukaryota; Metazoa; Chordata; Actinopteri; Cypriniformes; Nemacheilidae
Product: chymotrypsin-like elastase family member 2A
Exons: 6
Coding region: 71-1015 (314 amino acids)
Biological process (GO): proteolysis
Molecular function (GO): serine-type endopeptidase activity
Source: RefSeq, a predicted model, not a curated record